AUGUCUGCCUUUGAUGAUUCAACAUUUGGCGAUCAACAAGAACAAAAACAACAACCGUUGGGUAAACCAAUGAUUGCCUACGGAUUGGAUAAUUUCAGAUGUGAUAGUGAUGAUGAGGAGGAAAAAGCACCAGUUGUUGCUGCUCAUAAACCAGCAACUGGAUUUAGAAAUACAAAUUUUGUCUCGAAUUUGAUUUUGAGAGUCGAAACUCAUUUGGAUUUGACUACGCCAGUGAGUGGUAGUAAAGCAUUAAAGGGAUCUUCAUUCGGAGAAACACAAUCAUAUUAUAUUGGUCCUAAUGGUCUCAUCUUUAAUGAUGAUGAUACAUCUAACGAAGCUAAAAAACAAAUGAAUAUCCCAUAUGAUGAUUUGGAAUGUUUCAAGUUGGGUACUUUGGGAAGUGGUAGUUUUGGAACUGUAGUACUCGCAAAGCAUAAACAAACUGGUCAAAAGUUUGCUCUGAAAACUAUUAGAGAAAAGAAGGGAGAAAAUCCAUUUGGUGAUGAUGAAUCUGAUCAAAACAAACUUAUAUGGGCAGAGUUUAAGGCCAUUUACGAAAGUGAUCAUCCUAAUCUACUCAAAGUGUACAAUUGCUAUUUCAAAGAUUUGUGUUUUUACAUGUUGCUUGAUUAUUGCAAUUGUGGAAGUUUGAAAGAUGUGUUCAAAGUAACAGAAGGAACAACUGAAAGAAUGAUGUCUGUAAUUGUAGAGAAAAUUUUGAAGGGUCUCCAAUAUUUGCAAAAGGAAAAACAUAUUGUUCACAGAGACAUUAAACCUGAGAAUAUUUUAGUGGACUAUGAUCAAAAUACACAAAAAGCUGAAGUUAAAAUUGGAGAUUUUGGUCUUUGCGGUCACAAGAAGGAAUCUAACAAGGAUAUUGGAAAAACAAUGUUUAGUACUGUGAAUGGUACCAAAAUUUACCUUUCACCCGAAAGAUUACAAGGGUAUUCCUACAAUUAUAAUUCUGAUAUUUGGAGUUUGGGUGUAUUAACUAUUGAAUUAAUGACUGGUGUUCACCCUCUAAGCACACUAACAACUCUCUCACAUUUUGAUAUUGUAGAUAAAUUGGAAAAUAUCCAGAAUGAACUGUUACAAAUAUUGAAUAAUUAUGAUGCCACACUAAAACCAGAAAAGAAACUGAGUGCAGAAUUUAAGGACUUUAUAUUGAAGUGUUGUGAACCAACUAAGGAUAAGAGACCUUUCGCUGAAGAAUUACUGACUCAUCCAUGGAUUAUGAAAUUUAAGGAUGGAAAGGAUAAUGAACAAUUAUUCUCACUUUGGCUCAAACAGUUCUUCAUUAAGAAGAAGGCUGUUACAAAAUAAUGUACAUAUAAAGUUUCAUUUCACC
Messenger RNA from Naegleria gruberi, 1348 nucleotides. RefSeq names its product serine/threonine protein kinase. Lineage: Eukaryota; Heterolobosea; Eutetramitea; Acrasida; Naegleriidae. The coding region runs from base 1 to 1323 and encodes 440 amino acids. The transcript has 2 exons. The record is from RefSeq and is a predicted model, not a curated record. Gene Ontology annotation, molecular function: MAP kinase kinase activity; ATP binding. Gene Ontology annotation, biological process: MAPK cascade; protein phosphorylation.